Molecule: messenger RNA, 3555 nt
Organism: Candidozyma duobushaemuli
Lineage: Eukaryota; Fungi; Ascomycota; Pichiomycetes; Serinales; Metschnikowiaceae
Gene: SSD1
Product: mRNA-binding translational repressor
Exons: 1
Coding region: 1-3555 (1184 amino acids)
Biological process (GO): mRNA catabolic process
Cellular component (GO): exosome (RNase complex); P-body
Molecular function (GO): 3'-5'-RNA exonuclease activity; RNA binding
Source: RefSeq, a predicted model, not a curated record
AUGUCCGGCUCCGAAUCGCCCGGCCAGUCCGGCCAGGGCCGCAAAAAGAAUCUUUAUAUCGCCCACCGCCGUUCGCCGUCCGAGUUGACCACCUUGAUGGUGGAGCAGUACAACUUACAGCGUCAGUUGGAAGCUGUCCAGUCGCAGCAGAAACAGCUCCUUGAAGGUCACCAAAGACUGCCAUCCCAGGGUGGCGGCCACCGGCGUACCGGUUCUGCUUCUUCCCAGGGCCAUUCCCGUCGUCACUCAUUGGGUUUGAACGAGGCUAUCAAGGCCGCCGCAAACCAAAGACAAACUCAGGCUCCUCAAGACAGCCAGGGUUUCCUCCAGCCACUGAGCCAGCCGCUCCAGCCACAGGGCCUGCCUUUGGGUCAGAGUGCCUCUGGCCAGCUCCAGCUGGACUUCCGUUUCCCCAGCCCCAAUUACGCCGCUGCUGCCUCCGAAGGCUCUCCCAGAGGCCAUUCUCGUUCUCGCCUGUACCAGCAGUUUAAAUUUCCUCCCGACAACAACCCGUUGCAUCCCCCUGCACCCACAUUUCUGCUUUCGCCAGAACGGGGCAGUCAGGGCCACCUGAGACGGGGCUCUCAUGCUCGUCUGAAUUCCAAGACAGAUGGCAUUAAUUCCAAUUGGCGCCUUCAACAGCAGCCCGCUCACCAAAGAACCCUGCUGGCGUUGGAGCCUCCUCAAUUCGUACCUGGUCACAAGGGUAGGGGCUCCUCCUUUGGCGGCCUGGUGCUGUCGUUGCUGCAGUUCAUGCCCAACCAGGGUGGCGGCGGCCAAGGCAGCGGCAGAAAGUCUCUUUUCGCUCCUUACUUGCCACAGCUGUCUUUGCCUGAAUUGAUCAACGAUGGCCGUCUUGUCACCGGUAUCUUGCGUGUGAACAAGAAAAACAGAUCUGACGCCUAUGUCUCCACCGACGGUCUUUUGGAUGCGGACAUUUUCAUUUGUGGUUCCAAGGACCGUAACCGUGCGCUUGAGGGCGACCUUGUGGCUGUUGAAUUGUUGGUCGUCGACGAAGUCUGGGAGUCUAAGAAGGAGAAGGAGGAGAAGAAGCGUCGUAAGGACAACACCUUGCUGAAAAACACCUCCGUCUUGAGCGACGACAUCCACAAUGACGCCACCUCCACACUGAAUGAAGACUCCAAGGACGAUGAGGGUCUUGGACGUAGGGGUUCUCUCAAGCAGCGUCCAACCAUGAAGAAGAACGACGAUGUCGAAGUCGAGGGUCAGUCGUUGCUCUUGGUUGAAGAGGAAGAGAUCAACGACGAUGUGAAGCCCUUGUAUGCUGGACACGUUGUUGCUGUGGUUGACAGAAUUCCUGGUCAAAUUUUUACAGGUACUCUUGGCCUCUUGAGACCUGCUCAGGCCGCGCAGGCUGCCAUUGACAAGAAGUCUGGCAAGGAGCCUUCUGUCCAGACUCCCAAAGCUCCUAAGAUUGUUUGGUUCAAGCCUACCGACAAGAGGGUUCCUUUGAUUGCCAUUCCAACCGAGCAAGCACCCAAAGAUUUUGUUGACAACCACGAAGCAUAUGCCGAUCAAUUGUUCAUUGCAUCCAUCAAGAGAUGGCCAAUUACUUCCUUGCAUCCAUUCGGUACCUUAGGCGACAAGCUCGGCUGCAUUGAUGACCCUCAAGUUGGUAUUGAUGCCAUCUUUUCUGACAACAAUUUCCUGUGCUCCGAAUACCCCACCGGCGAUGAGGGAUACAUCAAGUCCUUGUUGUCCUCGGUACCUAGUGUCGAGAUUGAGUUGGCGAACCCCAACAGAGCCGAAUUCUUCAACGACUACGUCGUUGCAUUCACGGAAAACAAUGAAUUUGUCGACCAUGCCAUGCACGUCAAGCGUCUUAGCAACACUAUCAUUGAAUUAGGUUUCCAUGCUGUUGACAUCUCUCAUUACGUCCAGCCAGGCUCCGUUUUGGAAAGAAAAGCGAAGAAGAUUUCCUCAUCGGUAUUCUUGCCUCAAAAGGCUGCUCACUUGUUCCCUUCAGAGGUGAACGAUUUGAUCUCGUUUAAGGACAAUGAAAAGAGCUUGGCUGUGUCUGUCACCUUCGAGAUUGACACUACUUCCUUCGAAGUCGAAAAUGUGCAUAUCCGGGAAUCUGUCGUCGUACCUAAGCUGACAGUGUCUUUCGAUGAUGUCGAUGCCAUCCUUGGUAACGGUAAAAUCAACGGCGAAAUCACUCAAGCCACAUGUGACUACAUCAAGACAUUCGCUCUUAUUGCCAAAGAAUUCCGUCGUCAGCGUUUGAAUGACAAGACCCUCGGAAUCAGUCCUAGCUUGACCCUCUUGGAUCAGAUUGAUGACGAGAAGGUCAGGUUGCAUAUGAACAUUUUUGAAAGCAGCUCAGCUCUUAGCAUCGUAUCAGAAAUUGGCUACAAGGUUAACUCUACCAUUGCUGUCAAAGUGCAUGCCGCCUUGGGUGACGAGGCAUUCUUGCGUCGCCAGGCAUUGCCCACAUUGCAAAAGAUUGAAAACUUUUCACGUAAAGCAUUUAACUUGGGCUUCAAAAUCGAUACCUCCACACCAAGCACUUUGCAGCAGUCAAUCUUGAAAAUUGACGAUCCACUCAAGAGACAAUGUAUCGAGACGUUGUUGUACAAGUGCAUGCCCAGAGCCAAGUACUACAUUGCAGGUAAGCAAGACCCUGAGAAUUACUCGCAUUACUACUUGAACUUACCACUUUACACUCAUUUCACAUCGCCAUUGCGCCGUUUUGCCGAUCUCAUUGUGCACCGGCAGGUGAAGCAAGUGAUCCAAGCUGCUGAGAGAGAGAAAUCUCCAGACUUGGACGCUUUGAAUGCCAUCUCUGUCUACUGUAACUUCAAGAAGGAUUGCGCUGCUAAUGCUCAAGAGCAAGGUAUCCACUUGUUGUUAUCACAAACAAUCAACGAGAUGAGCGAGCAUGCGGGCCAGUUAUUAGUGAUGGGCACCGUGCUUCAGGUUUAUGAGUCUUCGUUCGAUGUAUUCAUACCUGAGUUUGGCAUUGAGAAGAGAGUACACGGUGACCAAUUACCUUUGGUGAAGGCUGAGUUCGACAAGGCAAACCGUGUGCUUGAGUUGUUUUGGGAGAAGGGUGUAGACUCCGCAACUUACGUUCCACCCGACGAGAAGUCAUCAUUGAGUUACCGUCUGUCGAUCAAGAACAAGUACCGCACAUCAGCGCUGGAGGCUGCCAAGAUCCAGCGCAAGAACGCUACCGAGAGAAACAACAACAUUGUUCCUGACAGCGUGAUUGAGAAGUUGUCGGCGUUGCAGCUCAGCGUUCCUAAGGUGGCUCCACCACAAAUCAAGCCCUGGAAAUCAAUCCCUUCGUCACCAUCCAUCAGCCAGUUUGGCAGCCGGCCUGGCUCUGGGGCUUUCCAUGAAACCACUUCCGACGACGGUGGCUUGAGUCCCUACUUGCAAGACGUCGUCACCCGUGUGGAAAACAAGUCUUACAUCCAAGAGAUUCGUGAAAUGCAGCCGGUGCCCGUUUUGUUGCGGGCCGAGAUCGGUAAGGGCAUGGCGUUGCCAUGUUUGACGGUGCGGGUCUUGAAUCCAUUCGCCGAGGCAUAA